Molecule: messenger RNA, 615 nt
Organism: Diaporthe amygdali
Lineage: Eukaryota; Fungi; Ascomycota; Sordariomycetes; Diaporthales; Diaporthaceae
Exons: 5
Coding region: 1-615 (204 amino acids)
Biological process (GO): carbohydrate transport
Cellular component (GO): membrane
Molecular function (GO): carbohydrate:proton symporter activity
Source: RefSeq, a predicted model, not a curated record
AUGCCUGAGAAGCCUCUGAACGAUUCCCAGAUCCGAACAAUUAGCACCUUCAAUACAAUCGUACAGAAAUCUAAACUUCGUAGACUUAUCGUUCUCGUGGUCUACUACUUGCCAUCGAUUCUCCAGAACAGCGUCGGAUUAUCACACCGCACCGCUUUGAUCAUUCCCGGUUUCGCUGUUUGCAUGUUCGUCAUUGGCGGUAUCUGGCCAUCAUUGACACUUGAUCAUAUGGGUCGCCGCAAGACUAUGGUGUCUGAUGGCGGCGCGACCACUCGCGGAACUAACUUUGCGGCGGCUUCCGUGGCCUUCUUCUUCCUGUACUUGCUCGCAUUCGGCGCGUCGCUCGUACUCGCGGUUGCAGUGGAAGGCUUAUCUCAUCUUCAUGGCCGCAACUUCAUCUCCGUCACCUGCAUCUACUUCUUCUAUCCUGAGACCAGUAACUUGCGACUGGAAGACAUUGACCACAUCUUCGCUGAAGGCGGCAACCCCGUUAGCCGCGCAAGGAAGAUGCAGGAGUGCCUCAGUGCUGGUAUUUCUCCCACUGAGGAGCCGGAUGAGGAGCAAGCUUAUUCAAAGCACGAAGGCGGCGCUCAAACCAUUGAGUCGGUACCCUAA